CCGCGUACUAUAAAUAGGGGCCGCAGUAGCCCAGGAUUUUUUUUCGCUUGCUCAGAGAAGUGUAGGGAGAAGAAUGGCGCGUACGAAACAGACGGCGCGGAAGUCGACAGGCGGGAAGGCGCCGCGCAAGCAGCUGGCCACCAAGGCGGCCCGCAAGAGCGCGCCGGCCACGGGCGGCGUGAAGAAGCCGCACCGCUACCGGCCCGGCACGGUGGCGCUGCGCGAGAUCCGGCGCUACCAGAAGUCGACGGAGCUGCUGAUCCGCAAGCUGCCCUUCCAGCGCCUGGUGCGCGAGAUCGCGCAGGACUUCAAGACGGACCUGCGCUUCCAGAGCUCGGCCGUCAUGGCGCUGCAGGAGGCGAGCGAGGCCUACCUGGUGGGGCUCUUCGAGGACACCAACCUGUGCGCCAUCCAUGCCAAGCGCGUCACCAUCAUGCCCAAGGACAUCCAGCUCGCCCGGCGCAUCCGCGGCGAGCGCCAGCACUGCCUGGAUGUUGGGCAGCACGCCGCCCUGCGCGAUGGUCACCUUGCCCAGCAGCUUGUUGAGCUCCUCGUCGUUGCGGAUGGCCAGCUGCAGGUGGCGCGGGAUGAUGCGCGUCUUCUUGUUGUCGCGCGCCGCGUUGCCCGCCAGCUCCAGGAUCUCGGCCGUCAGGGAGGUGCGGCUGGGAGGAUGGCGCGUACGAAGCAGACGGCGCGGAAGUCGACGGGCGGGAAGGCGCCGCGCAAGCAGCUGGCCACCAAGGCGGCCCGCAAGAGCGCGCCGGCCACGGGCGGCGUGAAGAAGCCGCACCGCUACCGGCCCGGCACGGUGGCGCUGCGCGAGAUCCGGCGCUACCAGAAGUCGACGGAGCUGCUGAUCCGCAAGCUGCCCUUCCAGCGCCUGGUGCGCGAGAUCGCGCAGGACUUCAAGACGGACCUGCGCUUCCAGAGCUCGGCCGUCAUGGCGCUGCAGGAGGCGAGCGAGGCCUACCUGGUGGGGCUCUUCGAGGACACCAACCUGUGCGCCAUCCAUGCCAAGCGCGUCACCAUCAUGCCCAAGGACAUCCAGCUCGCCCGGCGCAUCCGCGGCGAGCGCGCUUAAGCUCCUAGCAACCCGAUCUUUGUCAGACUAUCGAAAACCCAAAGGCUCUUUUAAGAGCCACCACAUUGGCAUGAGAAAGAGCUGCGAGUCUUACCCUGUGUGGGGAAGGAGGCGUUUGGCUGUGCUUCCUUUUUUUUUCUCCUUUUGUGUGCUACCAAAUUUGAUCAAGGUGAGGCUAGAUGCGUAAACCUCAUUUCGACAAGGUUGAGCAGGAUAUGGAGCAAACUGAACAAGGUAAUUGCUGCUUAGUUCUUGUACUGAUUCUCAGUGCACGAGUUUUUGGAUUGAAAGUUCCUGUUUGUAGGCCUUCGAUGCGCUACGGUCUUCAGCGCUGUUUGGGAAAAAGUCGUCCUCCAAGCCUUUAUUCAGUGCUGGAGAUAAUGAAACUUUAAAAAGGUUGGUUUUAUCUCUUACGUAGUUAUGCUGUAUUUCUUAAAAGCAGUUACAGUAAAGCACUUAAUGUGUAAACGGACUUCACAGAAUCCUUUAGUAUAAUUGGUUAGAACUCCUUUUUUAGAGGGAGUAUGAACUGCAGUUAUUUGAAGUCUUUAUUGUGGUAUUGUAGUCCAACUCCUUCCUUUUUAUUUCUGAAGCAGCAAAAAGUCCGUUCCCGCCCCUCUGAGCAGGCACUCGGUAGCCUUCUCAGUGUUUUGUCUCUGGCGGUGUGAGUGUCCCUGCCGUGAGCGACGUCUCCUGGACAUCGGCCCUUCUCAAGGGCUUUUGGCUUAUCCCCGGGAGAAGCCUAACGUUUUCCGGGGUGGUGGUGGGAGGGGGGGGGAAAGGGUGUCUCUGCGACCUCCAUUUCCAAAGAGGUGUGCUUUCUGCUUCUGUGGGGAACAGUCGUGGGAUCCUUGAUGGCUGUGCGUAUCCUGUCUGUAUGUUCAGAGACGUCUGUUUGGAUCAUUUUUCUUCAUCUGUAUGUACCCUCUCGGCCAUAUUUACUGAACUCGGCAUAGUAAAAAUAUUUUCCCUAGAAAUAUUGGGGGGUGGGGGGGUGUUAAAAACUGAUAUCGAGGACAAAAUUCUUAUUCAAAACUCUGCCACCUCCCCUUCAUAUUCAAUGAUUGCUGCGAACAUAUCUGGAAAGCAGGACUUCUCCCUGCCUAUAGGUUCUAUUAUGCAGUCGCAAAACCCCUUGCCCUCCUGCUCAACGAGCCUGUAGUUAGUGCCUCAAAAAUGUAGUUUUUAAGUGACCACUGACUUUCCAACAUGUUUCAGAUGUUUUUAACACGAUUAACUUUAUGUAAUUUCGGCUGUUUGUUCCAUUACAACAGUAAAUCGUAAAUCUUGGCUUUGUAUUGCUUGAAAUAAAGAGCUGUGACUUUAAGAAAGCGUUGGAUUGAAUUGAAUGUGGCUUUCAUUUAAACUCAUCAAUAAGGUGCCACGGAGGAUGACUCAGAGGAAAUAAAUAUCUUUCAGUGUCUGUAAGAUUAUUCCUUUUCUGUUAAUCGCUGAUACGUUUCAUCUUGGAGUGUUCAUUUCUGUUUCAGGAAUAUGGACUCUGCAGCAAAAUCUGACCAAUCAGCUUCCAUGACACACCAUUUUCUUUCGCUUGUUUUUUUCUCACUUUCAGCCAUUUUCUAUUACUUAACCUCAGAGGGUUAACAGGGAGGGGAAAAUGGUAGCAGAAUAACCCUUUGGGAAUUAAGUCAAUGUAGAUUCCCCCUCCCCCUGCUGCUGCUUUUGCUCCUUGAUAAAACGUUUGUGUUUUUCAAAAUACACUUUGUUUUUUUUGCAAUAGUAUGGUUACAGAAAUGAUUAUUGGUAUGGUUGUGAACACAAUGUAGUUGCAGAAAUGAUUAUGUAAACUAAAUGUGUUUUCUGUUACUCUGUGUGUGAUGCAGAGGGAUGUAUUCGUACCUGCUAUUUAAACCUAUCUGUUCUAGUAACAAGUUUAGGAUAAAUUUAAUGAUAAGUGUAAAUCAACUAAACUGUCAGUUUUUAGUAUCUACAUAUAGUGGAUAUUUAAUGUCGUAUCUUGGCAAACAAUUAGAAUGGUUACUUUUCCAUAGGGGUUUGGACAGAAAUGUUGCUUGUUUUCAUGACUAUGGAAGAAAUCAUAUAUGAGGAAUGUGUCAGGGAGAGUAUUAAUUUCUCUUAAGUUCUGUUGUUUUAUUUUGAAGAGCUUGGACUCUCUUAAUAAAUAUAGGAUUGCUCUGA
This is a messenger RNA of Dromaius novaehollandiae (emu), 3241 nucleotides long. RefSeq lists its product as uncharacterized. The record is from RefSeq and is a predicted model, not a curated record. NCBI's taxonomy places the organism in Eukaryota, Metazoa, Chordata, Aves, Casuariiformes, Dromaiidae. The transcript has 3 exons. The coding region runs from base 74 to 1081 and encodes 335 amino acids. Gene Ontology annotation, molecular function: structural constituent of chromatin; DNA binding; protein heterodimerization activity. Gene Ontology annotation, cellular component: nucleosome.